Molecule: messenger RNA, 1510 nt
Organism: Daucus carota subsp. sativus
Lineage: Eukaryota; Viridiplantae; Streptophyta; Magnoliopsida; Apiales; Apiaceae
Exons: 8
Coding region: 157-1326 (389 amino acids)
Biological process (GO): exonucleolytic trimming to generate mature 3'-end of 5.8S rRNA from tricistronic rRNA transcript (SSU-rRNA, 5.8S rRNA, LSU-rRNA)
Molecular function (GO): 3'-5'-RNA exonuclease activity; zinc ion binding; nucleic acid binding
Source: RefSeq, a predicted model, not a curated record
ACCCUCGUCUCAAUAAUUUGAUAAAGUAAAAAAUAAAAAUCCGUGUAUUGAUACGGGAUCCGUGUAUAGAUACGGAAUAACAAGUGACUGCUCUGAAUAUAAUUCAUAACCGAGUUCAUCUUCUCUAAUCUCUACCGUGUUCUUCAAGUCACAACAAUGUCACGUUCCACUUCAGGAAAACGCUGUAAAAUUGCGGAGAAAGAUGACUUGGAAAAUAGAGUAGUUGAACAAUCAUCACCACAGCAAUUACAAACUAGCGAUCCAGUUCCAGCGUGUCUUAAGCUUGUUCAAAAUUGUUAUAACUGUGGUCAAGAAGGACAUUAUGCUUCGAGAUGUGCUAAACCUAGGGGAACUUGUUACGAGUGUGGAGAAGCCGGACACAAGGCUCGUGAUUGUAAGCAGCCUCGAAAAAAAAGUCAUGUUCCACGUGUUCCUGCAUUGUCAGCACAAGGUAGAUCUGGUGUAUCAGGUUCUUUUUCUGCCGGAGGAUCGUCUUUUAAGAUGGAUUUUAAGACACUUGCACAGAGUACUAUAUCAAGGCCUUUGUGUUUGUAUUUCACGUUAGGUUGCUGCACUAAGAUGGAAGAUCAAUCACACUUAAAGAUGUUCAAUCAUAGUUUUCCAGAGCUCGAUACAAAGCGUUUUGACUUGAAGCAUGCAAAGACUCAACAGUUCGACUUUUUCCUUGUGCUUGAUUUGGAGGGAAAAGUUGAGAUUCUUGAAUUUCCUGUACUGAUGAUUGAUGCUAAAACCUUGAAGCUUGUUGAUUUUUUCCACAGAUUUGUAAGACCCACAGGGAUGAGCAAGGAAUACACAAACCAGUAUGUUGAUGGAAAAUAUGGAAAACUUGGAGUGAAUGGUAUCUGGCAUGAGACGGCUAUUCCAUUUAAGGAAGUUAUACAACAAUUUGAAGAUUGGCUGGCAACACACAGGAGGUGGGCAAAGGAGUCCAAGGGGUAUCUUAAUAAAGGCGCAUUCAUAACUUGUGGAAAUUGGGAUAUUAAAACAAAAAUCCCGGAGCAAUACGUAGUAGCAGGGAUGAAGCUUCCUCCAUAUUUUAUGGAAUGGAUCAAUCUGAAGGACAUCUACUUGAACUUUUACAACAGGGAGGCCACAGGUAUGGUUCCGAUGUUGAGUCAACUUAAGAUGCAAGUACUAGGAACUCACCAUGUUGGAAUUGAUGACACGAGGAAUAUAGCAAGAGUUCUGCAGCGGUUGAUUGUCGAUGGCGCGGUUUUGCAGUUAACUGGAUGGAAAACGAUGAAUGGAAAGGUUGAAUAUCUCUUUAAUAAUCGCAUCAAACUCAAACAUCAGAAGGAUAAUUGAUAAAUAAAAUUCUCUUAGCUCUCUAGUUACAAAUUAAGUUUAGUUGCCUUCAAAGUACAUUGGUAUCUUACGUAUUCUACAAACAAGCAGAUCUGUACAUGGGUUCAAAGGUUCACUCGUGAGCUUGUUCAAAUUUAGGAACUGCAUGUUUGAAUUAUGACAUUUUUAACUAAUUUCUAUAUUU